CGUCGUGCAAUUGUGCGUGUGAUAUUGCAAUGUGGAAUUAUUAACAUGGAAUAUCAAUUUUAAUGGUUAUUAUUAUUUGUUUCAAUGGAUUUAGUGUUGUGAAAAAGAAAUCAAUACAAGAAAUUUUUGUUUAUUGAACUAUGAUAACAAAAAUGCAACCUCAGGCGAAUGUUGCAGUGCCACAGUCUGUCACGACGCAGCCACAGCAAAUAGUUGGAGUCCCCGCAAACGCUGCUGUUAUUCUAAAAAUGUCAGAUAUAACGCAGAUUUCCACCGUUGGGCUUUUGGAGUUGGCUCAUCGAGAAUACCAAGCGGGUGAUUAUGACAGCGCAGAGCUGCAUUGUAUGCAGCUGUGGCGACAAGAUAAUACAAAUACUGGGGUUCUUCUCCUCCUAUCCUCCAUUCACUUCCAAUGUCGACGGUUGGACAAAUCCGCGCAUUUUUCUUCAUUGGCUAUCAAGCAGAAUCCUUUGUUGGCUGAAGCUUACAGCAACCUUGGAAACGUAUACAAAGAACGCGGUCAGCUUCAGGAGGCGCUGGAGAACUACAGGCACGCAGUGCGUCUGAAGCCGGACUUUAUCGAUGGCUACAUCAACCUGGCUGCGGCGCUGGUGGCCGCAGGUGACAUGGAGCAAGCUGUACAGGCUUAUGUUACUGCAUUGCAAUAUAACCCAGAUCUUUACUGCGUUAGAAGCGACUUGGGCAACUUGCUCAAGGCUCUCGGGCGUUUGGACGAGGCAAAGGCAUGUUACUUGAAGGCCAUCGAGACAAGGCCGGACUUUGCGGUGGCAUGGAGUAACUUGGGAUGCGUUUUUAAUGCUCAAAGCGAGAUCUGGUUGGCAAUCCAUCACUUUGAGAAGGCUGUUGCUUUGGACCCCAACUUUUUGGACGCAUACAUCAAUCUGGGAAAUGUCCUUAAGGAGGCGAGAAUUUUUGACAGGGCUGUGGCUGCCUAUCUACGUGCUUUGAACCUCUCUCCAAACAACGCUGUUGUCCACGGCAACUUAGCGUGCGUCUACUAUGAACAAGGACUCAUUGACUUAGCGAUUGACACAUACAGAAGGGCUAUUGAGUUGCAACCUAAUUUCCCAGAUGCAUAUUGUAAUCUCGCGAAUGCUCUCAAAGAGAAAGGACAAGUCGUUGAUGCUGAAGAAUGUUACAAUACUGCUUUACGGCUAUGUCCAUCACAUGCAGACUCCCUCAACAACUUAGCGAACAUCAAACGCGAACAAGGCUAUAUCGAAGAAGCAACACGUCUAUACUUAAAAGCCCUGGAAGUAUUCCCCGAAUUCGCCGCUGCUCAUAGCAAUUUGGCCUCUGUGCUGCAGCAACAAGGAAAACUCAACGAAGCCCUUAUGCAUUACAAAGAAGCCAUCCGCAUCCAGCCAACUUUCGCGGAUGCGUACAGUAAUAUGGGUAACACCCUGAAAGAGAUGCAAGAUGUUGCUGGUGCAUUGCAAUGCUACACGAGAGCUAUUCAGAUAAAUCCUGCGUUUGCCGACGCUCAUAGCAACCUCGCCAGUAUUCACAAGGACUCGGGAAAUAUCCCAGAAGCUAUUCAGUCAUACAGAACUGCAUUAAAACUCAAGCCAGACUUCCCUGAUGCGUAUUGCAAUUUGGCCCACUGCCUUCAAAUUGUUUGCGAUUGGACUGAUUAUGAGGCUCGUAUGAAGAAACUAGUUAGCAUUGUUGCCGAGCAACUUGAAAAGAAUAGGUUGCCAUCAGUUCAUCCUCAUCAUUCGAUGCUGUAUCCAUUGACACAUGAUUUCAGAAAGGCGAUUGCUGCCCGGCAUGCAAACUUGUGCCUAGAAAAAGUAACAGUUCUGCACAAGCCUCCAUACAAAUUUCCUCGCGAAUUGCAAGGUCGCCUGCGUAUCGGUUACGUUAGCAGUGAUUUCGGCAACCAUCCUACUUCUCAUUUGAUGCAGUCGAUACCUGGAUUGCACGACCGCUCCAAAGUGGAAAUAUUCUGUUACGCGCUGCAUCCUGAUGAUGGAACAACAUUCCGUUCUAAGAUUGCGAGGGAAGCAGAACAUUUCACCGACUUGUCGCAAGUAUCUUGUAACGGAAAAGCCGCGGACAAGAUCUACUCGGAUGGAAUUCAUAUUCUUGUGAACAUGAACGGUUAUACUAAGGGAGCACGCAAUGAGAUAUUCGCUUUGCGGCCGGCUCCAGUACAGGUCAUGUGGUUGGGCUAUCCUGGUACAAGUGGCGCGAGCUACAUGGACUACCUGGUCACUGACGCUGUAACGUCACCUGUAGAGCUGGCCAACCAGUAUAGUGAGAAGCUGGCGUACAUGCCUAAUACUUACUUCGUUGGCGACCAUAAACAGAUGUUCCCUCAUUUGCAAGAGCGACUUAUUUUGAGUGACAAGGUCAAGGGUCACAAUAACCUGGGCGGUGUUGCGGAUAACGUUGCUGUAAUUAACGCCACAGAUUUAUCCCCAUUGGUUGAAAAUACUGAUAUCAAGGAGAUCAAGGAAGUUGUUAGGGCAGCGAGGCCAGUGGAAAUCUCAUUGAAAGUGGCCGAAUUACCAACAACUACUCCCAUUGAAACAAUGAUUGCUUCAGGACAAGUUCAGACAUCAGUCAAUGGUGUAAUCUUACAAAACGGCCUAGCGACGACUCAAACCAACAACAAGGCCGCGACAGGCGAAGAAGUCCCCCAGUCAAUUGUAAUUACCACUCGCCAGCAAUACGGUCUUCCCGAUGACGCAGUCGUGUACUGCAACUUCAAUCAGCUAUACAAAAUCGACCCGCUGACUCUUCAUAUGUGGGUCUAUAUCCUGAAACAUGUGCCAAACAGUGUGUUAUGGUUGCUAAGGUUCCCUGCAGUUGGUGAACCCAAUUUACAGACUACUGCUCAACACCUUGGUUUACCUCCCGGCCGUAUAAUCUUCUCCAACGUGGCAGCCAAGGAAGAGCAUGUGCGACGCGGGCAACUAGCCGACGUGUGUCUAGACACGCCGCUCUGCAACGGACACACGACCAGCAUGGACAUUUUGUGGACAGGCACGCCUGUGGUCACGUUGCCGGGAGAAACUCUCGCCUCAAGAGUGGCAGCAUCUCAAUUGAAUACCCUCGGAUGCCCUGAAUUGAUCGCGCGAACAAGGCAGGAGUAUCAAGACAUAGCUGUAAGACUAGGAACUGAUAGGGAAUACUUGAAAGCAAUCCGCGCGAAGGUAUGGUCGGCGCGCACCGAAAGCCCCCUAUUCGACUGCAGGGCAUACGCCACUGGUUUGGAGAUGCUGUACAACAAGAUGUGGCUGCGGCAUGCGCGCGGAGAGCGCCCCGACCACAUACAGGCCUUAGAAAAAUAGACCAGGCCUUUUCCCGAGUGGACAGCUAAGAAAAGACGGUGCUAAGUGACAGUGUGGUGUGUUGUGGUACAAUAUCAGUGAGUGUGGAUUUAUUAUGGUAUAUGGUCAAGUGUUGCUGACACUCGAGCGCCUCUGGAAAGUUAUAUUUUAACUUUAGUAUUAGGACAACAGUUUUUACUAAAUGUAAACUGAUUUUGUCUUUUAUUGUGCAUAUGUAAGAGAGGCAUUAAAAUGGACAAUCCUUCACUACUUUUUAAAUGUGGGUAGUGAUAUGGGCGUAUGAGCAAAGAGAUAAGUUUGAAUAUUUACUGUAUUAUACUGUAUGUAUUAAAAAUUCAUGUUUAUUAGACAGACAGAGACAGUUAGAUAAAACAUUGGUUUUGCUAGUGACUGUGGCUGGUUGUUGUGUCAAGGUCCUACUUGGCAUUUCAUCUUCGUAGUAACUUUAUUAGAUCAUAGCUUUUGUAGUUAAAGUCUUACUUCGAACUUUUGACAAUCAAUGUAGGAUCGUUCUAAAGCAAUAAACUGUAAAAUAGCUAAAAAAUGUGGCCUUUGUAGAGUUCUGUAAUAAUUAGAUAACUACUACAUUUCUUGACUUUAUGUGAAUAUUAUGAUGUAUGGUUGAAAUUAACUACAAGAAAAUGUUAUUUUAAACUGGAAUAAACACGUCACCAUUUUAUGUAAAGACCGAAAUUUGCUCAGGGUUCAUUGUUUAAGAGUCAUCGACUCUGUGACUUUUUGCUGUCUUUUGCUCUUUUGACUUUUUAUCAUUGUUGCAGUGCUUUAGUAUUAAGCCUGUUCCAGAUUUUUAAAUGGUAAUGCUCGAUUUCAUAUCAACCCUGGAAAUUGACUUCUGACAAGUUUUGCGAUAGCGUACCCAGUCCUUUUCCUGAAUUUUAACUCCAUUUAAAAUCACCCCACUGAAAGAGCACUUCUACAUUAUUUGUUGUACCUUUUCAAUGUAUGUUUUGCUGCUGUAAUAGGACUUCACGUCGGAUUAUUUCCACCAAAGUAGUCUUCUCGUAAAACCAAUCAUAGCUCGUGAGUAUAUGCGAAAUUUUUUGGAGAAGUUACGCUAAUGUUGCUUUGGUUCUAGCUGCCACGUCCGGGAAGUAUUGACCUAAAUCCGUCCCCGUAUCAGACGUGACCCCCACCAAAGGCGGUAAGGUGAAGUCGGUCGUAAAAGUAGGCACUCAACCUGUUUCUAGUAAAGCCAUGGUGGCAGUGUAUAAUAGGCCUGUUCAGAUAUGUAGGCGUUAUUCGCUGCCACUGUGGGUAGCGAAAUCCGAUGGGUACACAGUAUUCCGUCUGUUCACGCUAAAU
Messenger RNA from Hyposmocoma kahamanoa, 4643 nucleotides. It is a transcript of the gene sxc, whose product is annotated as UDP-N-acetylglucosamine--peptide N-acetylglucosaminyltransferase 110 kDa subunit. Gene Ontology annotation, biological process: protein O-linked glycosylation. The record is from RefSeq and is a predicted model, not a curated record. Gene Ontology annotation, molecular function: protein N-acetylglucosaminyltransferase activity; protein binding. The transcript has 10 exons. NCBI's taxonomy places the organism in Eukaryota, Metazoa, Arthropoda, Insecta, Lepidoptera, Cosmopterigidae. The coding region runs from base 141 to 3320 and encodes 1059 amino acids.